Molecule: messenger RNA, 661 nt
Organism: Labeo rohita (rohu)
Lineage: Eukaryota; Metazoa; Chordata; Actinopteri; Cypriniformes; Cyprinidae
Product: natural killer cell receptor 2B4
Exons: 4
Coding region: 81-524 (147 amino acids)
Source: RefSeq, a predicted model, not a curated record
AUCAGCUCAUCUGUCAUUUUAUUACUGAACCAGUUUUGAAGAGUUUGUCUUUUUAUAUUUGUGGAUUGAAAUUGUUGAAGAUGUUUCACCCUUUUUUGUUCUGUUUGUUUUUCUGGGAUCUGGUUGCUCAUCUGCCUGUUCCUGUCAUGAGCAGUUACUGUUGUUCAUCAUCAUCAGUUUCCAAAUGUGUGCUGUUGUGUUCAGUGGUAAAUGUGAGUGAUGUGACUCUCUCCUGGUACAAAGGAAACAGUUUAUUGUCCAGCAUCAGUGUGUCUGAUCUCAGCAGCAGUCCCGCUCUAUUUCUGGAGGUGGAAUAUCAGGAUAAAAACACCUACAGCUGUGUGAUCAACAAUCCCAUCAGCAACCAGACUCAACAUCUGGACAUCAGCAAACUCUGUCAGUCAUGUUCAGCUGUGAUCCGAUUGGUCCUCUCUGCUCUGGUGGGCGUGGCUACUGUCAUUUUUCUGGUUUAUGACAUCAGAUCCAGAAGAGCUGAACAAGAUCAAUCACAUAUUCACACAUGAGGUGGCUCGUUUCCACUUUAGAAGAUGAUUUAAGAACAAACAGCAAUGUAUUCUCUCAUUAAUGGGUUAAAGUAAAUGCGAGUGUUUGUCUUGAUUAAUACUGAUGAUUACCAAAUAUUGCUUAUGCUGGAUUAGUU